AUGAGGGCUGCUGCCAACGGCAGUUUUACUGCCACCAUCACCAACUUUAAUGUGUAUGUAUCGUCUGUGCGCUCUAUUGUCUUUCAUCAGCCAUCUACCGACAGUGGUGUCGAUGGCUCGCGUCAAGAGACCGCUACCAUCAAUGCCGACGGCACGGGCAAGAACUUCGUCAACGCUGAGGUUCUGCAAAAUGGAGACAAGGCAUCAGGCGGUGCAUUCAAGAGCAAGUGCCUCGUCUCCUUCAUCACCACGGGCGGCUUUGGCAACUGCGUUGUCGUUGAAUAG
This is a messenger RNA of Dichomitus squalens LYAD-421 SS1, 285 nucleotides long. RefSeq lists its product as uncharacterized. The record is from RefSeq and is a predicted model, not a curated record. The transcript has 2 exons. NCBI's taxonomy places the organism in Eukaryota, Fungi, Basidiomycota, Agaricomycetes, Polyporales, Polyporaceae. The coding region runs from base 1 to 285 and encodes 94 amino acids.